GAAUUGUAAACAUCCGUCCAUGGUGCAUAAUAUUCGCAUGAACUUGCGUAAUGUUACGCGGCUACUGUUGUAUAAAACAGACGCUUAUGAGAGUCGUAGCUUCAGUAGAACCCGCCGAAGCGUCCGAAGUGAAUUCAUUAUGAAAUACUGUGUGAGUGAAUGUUUUAGACGAUGUAACAACAAGAAUGAAGUUACUCUUGUUCGCAGUCGUCGCCCUCUGCGAGGCGGCCAGAAUAACGAGAGGUAUAGAUCGCAUUUCACAUUUUUCAAAUAACCAAGCGGUCUAUCACGGUCACGGCGCUACCAGCUAUCAAAACGUGCGGAUCGAUAAUCACGAUGAUAUAGUGGUGCCCACGAAUUACGGAGAUCUUGCGGAAAUUCAGGACUUGGAGCACCGUGAAUCAAUUAUUCCCGUUGUGGAUUCUCAUUAUGACGUGCAACAUGCCGAUAUAUCCGAUGAUUCGGCCGUAUACGAAGAAUUUACCGUUGCCAAUCUUAAACUCAACUCUGACGUGCUCGAGCAUUACUUCGAUCACGACGACGAUAAUCACAGUUACGAUGUCCAUCUAGAAGAAUAAUAUUCAUAGAAUUUAUUAUAUUCAAAAAAUUAAUAAAUAAGUGUAGGGGUUUAAAAAAAUGAUAAUUUUUUAAAACAAUUCAACUUUCUCAGGGGUAUUUUAAUAAGAAAAAGUUCAAACGUGUGAUUUGUAACCUUUUUAUUUCGUUCUUGAUCCUUUAUAUCCAGUAUAGAUAUAUAUUUAUAUAUAUAUAUGUGUGUGUAUAUACGAUAAUAUAAUAAUUUAUGUAAAUAAC
This is a messenger RNA of Pseudomyrmex gracilis, 813 nucleotides long. RefSeq lists its product as uncharacterized. The record is from RefSeq and is a predicted model, not a curated record. The transcript is spliced from 3 exons. Lineage: Eukaryota; Metazoa; Arthropoda; Insecta; Hymenoptera; Formicidae. Bases 186 to 578 code for a protein of 130 amino acids.